AUGGGAAAAGCAAGCAUCCUCUCUCCUGUUACUGUAUUAUUGUUGGUUCAUUCAUGUAUAGCGUGGUUGGUUUCUUCUUCAUCUUCAAACACCACUGAUCAGUCGGCUUUGUUGGCCUUCAAAGCCAGGAUAACUUUGGAUCCUGAUAACACUCUGGCCACUAAUUGGACCAUUGGGUCUUCCUUCUGCAAUUGGAUAGGUGUCAGAUGCAGCAGUCGUAGGCAAAGAGUGACCAGCUUGGUUCUUUCUAACAUGGGUCUCAAAGGCACCAUCGAGCCACAGCUGAGCAACCUUUCCUUCCUCCAGGUACUUGACCUCAGCAACAACAGUUUCCAUGGCCAACUUCCAUAUGGACUCGGCCAUUUGCAUCGCUUGAAGUAUCUGCAUCUUGAGUACAAUCAGUUUACAGGAAAUGUGCCAAGAGAGCUAGGUAUGCUCUCUAAGCUCCUUUGGCUGUCUCUUCAUAAUAAUAGUCUUAGCGGUGCUAUCCCACCUUCCAUUGGGAACAUAUCAAUGUUAGCAGCUCUUGAAUUGAGUUCAGACAACCUAGCUGGGCCUAUACCAAAGGAGCUUGGCAAUCUAGUUAAUUUACAGCUACUGUCGUUGGAACAUAACCAACUAACAGGUGUCAUUCCUUCUACCAUAUUUAACAUUUCUGUCUUGCGUUACCUUUUGCUUCAAGAUAACAGCAUAUCUGGUAGUCUACCUAUGGACAUUGGACGUCAACUUCCUGAGCUUCAAUGGCUUCUUCUUUUUAAGAAUCAAUUUAGUGGCUACAUCCCAUCCAGUUUAUGUCAAUGUGGAAAGCUUUUGAAAAUAUCAUUAGGACGCAACAACUUCAUCGGAGGUCUACCCAGAGAAAUUGGGAAUUUGUCUAACCUUGUAGGACUAUAUGUUCACCACAAUGCUUUGACAGGUACUAUUCCACCAUCUAUCGGUAAUCUUUCAAACCUAUUAGAACUUGACAUGGGAAACAAUAACUUUGUGGGUGUCAUUCCUAAAGAAAUAGGGCACCUGGAGAAUUUGCGAUUCAUGAGUUUCCAGGACAAUAAUCUUAAGGGGUCAGUACCAGAGGAGAUUUUCAAUAUAUCCACUCUUGGAGUAAUGGCUCUCACGGAUAACAGUUUCUCUGGGAAUCUUCCAGCAGGUAUUGGUAAUUGGCUCCCCAGGAUUACAAUCUUGUAUUUAGGUAACAACCACUUUAGUGGAAAGUUCCCAGCUUCUAUUUCAAAUGCUUCGCAGCUGACUUCUCUAGAGCUAGCCAACAAUUCUUUCUCUGGACCAAUACCUACAUCGAUAGGAAAUUUGCGAAACCUCCAAAUUCUCAAUCUGGCGGGUAAUCUACUAGAGGAUCAACCUAACACCCAGGAAAUUGUAUUUCUCACCUCCUUGACCAACUGCAGAUUUUUGGAACAGAUUGAAAUAGAUUCGAAUCCACUGAAUGGCUUCUUGCCAGAUUCAAUUGGAAAUCUCUCCACUUCUCUUACCAUUUUCACGGGAGCCUCAUGUCAGAUAAGAGGCAACAUACCUAAAGGACUUGGUAACUUGAGUAAUAUAAUCACAUUGAAUCUUGGUAGUAAUGAACUCAGCGGAACCAUUCCAUCAACAAUUGGAGGGUUAGGGAAGCUUCAAAGGUUAUAUCUAGGUCAUAACAAAAUACAUGGAUCCAUUGGCAAUGAUCUUUGCUCUUUGAACCAGUUGGGGGAACUGUAUCUUCAUGGAAAUAACUUGUCUGGACAGCUACCAAACUGCAUUGGGAAUCUUAGUAGGCUAGAAGUCCUUGACUUAAGCUCCAAUAUACUUACAUCUCACAUACCUUUAAGCCUAUGGAGUCUUUCAGACCUUUUGACUUUGAACUUGUCUCAUAAUUCUCUAUAUGAUAAUCUUCCUCAAGAAGUAGGAGACAUGGAUUUUUUAGAGUUACUUGAUAUGUCCUGGAACCAUUUAUCAGGUAACAUUUCAAGUACCAUCGGUGGCCUCCAAAGAUUAAAAUAUCUCAUUUUAUCAAGAAAUUCAUUGCAAGGUUCUCUUCCACAGUCCUUCGGUAAUUUGUUGAGCUUGAUAUCCAUGGAUCUCUCUUUCAAUAAUCUGUCAGGAAACAUACCCAAGUCAUUAGAGAAACUCCCAUUUCUCAGCUUUUUGAAUCUAUCAUAUAAUAAGUUUGAAGGGGAAAUUCCAAGCAGAGGACCUUUUGUGAAUUUCACAGCACAAUCUUUCAUGGGGAAUGAAGCACUCUGUGGCUUGUCAAAACUAAGAGUUCCACCCUGUCCCCCUAAGGCUACAAAAUCAAGAACAAAGUUUCUUCAGCUUAAAUAUAUUCUUCCCACUUGUAUAUCCAUUGUGAUCCUUGCUGUUCUCAUAUCUCUACUAGUACUGAGGUAUCGACUGAAAGGAAAGCAUGCUCCAGUACAAGUUAAUUCGUUAACUGAAGUGAAUUAUAGAAUGAUCACAUAUCAGGAGCUUCUUCGAGGGACUAAUAACUUCCACAACGCAAAUUUGCUUGGAGUAGGGAGUUUCAGUUCUGUAUACAAAGCAACAUUGUCUGAUGGGAUGGUUGUUGCUGUGAAAGUUUUUGAUUCGCAUCUUGAGGGGGCAUUUAAGAGUUUUGAUGCAGAAUGUCAAGUGAUGCGCAGUGUUCGACACAGAAAUCUAGUCAAAAUCAUCAGUUCUUGCUCUAACCUUGAUUUUAGAUCUUUAAUUAUGCAGUUUAUGCCAAAUGGGAGCCUUGAAACAUGGAUACAUUCUCAGAACUAUUUUUUGAGUCUCCUCCAAAGAAUAAACAUUAUGAUAGAUGUUGCCUCAGCGCUGGAAUAUCUUCACUACUGCUAUUCAGAACCCAUUGUGCACUGUGAUCUGAAGCCAAGCAAUGUCCUCCUUGAUGAAGACAUGGUCGCACAUGUGAGUGACUUUGGCAUUACAAAGAUAUUAGCUGAGAAGAAGAAUGCCACACAAACCAAGACAUUGGGCACCAUAGGCUACAUUGCACCUGAAUAUGGAUCAGAAGGAAGAGUUUCCAGGAGCUGUGAUGUUUAUAGCUAUGGAAUCAUGCUUAUGGAAAUUUUUACCAGAAAGAAGCCUACAGAUGAGAUGUUUGUUGGAGAGUUGAAUCUAAGAACGUGGGUGAAUGCAUCACUUCCUAAUGCAGUUAUGAAGAUAGUGGAUGAAAUCCUUUUGAGUGAAGAUGAAUCAGAUUUAAACCUGAAACAACAAGUUCUCUUUUCCAUCAUGGAAUUAGCUCUUGACUGUACGAUGGAGUCAGCAGAUGAAAGGCUCAACAUAAAUGAAGUGAAUGUUAGACUCCGUAAGAUCAGGAAGCAACUCGAAAGUCGGAGUUCUUAAACACUAAGUUACUAAUCAUACAAUAAUUAAGAAUCUCCAUGUCUUUUGGUUGGAAUAUCACUGGAUUCUACUUGGAAAUGUAGUUUUGGUUUUUGUUAUUC
Nelumbo nucifera (sacred lotus) is the source of this 3440-nucleotide messenger RNA. RefSeq lists its product as uncharacterized. The record is from RefSeq and is a predicted model, not a curated record. Gene Ontology annotation, biological process: protein phosphorylation. NCBI's taxonomy places the organism in Eukaryota, Viridiplantae, Streptophyta, Magnoliopsida, Proteales, Nelumbonaceae. Gene Ontology annotation, molecular function: ATP binding; receptor serine/threonine kinase binding; protein kinase activity.